AUGGUUCUCUCUUCCUGCAUCGCCCGCUUCUGCGCUGCGGCCCCGUUGCUCGGGCUCCUCGCGGCGUCGUGCAAGGCCGCACCGGUCCUCGACUCGGUCGUCUCGCUCAACAAGUCGAUCAGCACGCCGCACGGCAAGGUCGUCGGCUCAGUCGCCGACAAUGUCGUUCGCUACACGGUCCCGUACGCCCAACCACCAGUCGGCGACCUGCGCUGGAAGGCCGCCUCUGCGAUCGGCCCGUGGAACAACGUCGACGGGACCCAGCUCCCGCAGGCCUGCACCCAGUACGACGUCUCGAACACCAACAUCAUCGGCUCGGAGGACUGCCUGUUCAUGAACGUCUACGCGCCGGCUGACGCCGCCGCCACCGCCGCGCUCCCCGUCAUGGUCUGGCUUCACGGUGGCUCGUUCUUGCAGGGCAGCCCGAGCGACCUUGACGAGGGCGCUCGCUCGCUCGCGAGCCAGCAACGCGUGGUCGUCGUCACGGUCCAGUAUCGACUAGGUAUCUUCGGCUUCCUGGGCUACUACGGCUACGCAGGGAACCAGGGUCUUACCGACGUCAUCCAGGCCCUCACGUUCGUCAAGUCCGACCUCAAGGCGUACGGCGCCGACCCGUCCCAGGUCACGCUCGCCGGUCAGUCGUCGGGCGCCGAGAUGGUCAAGACGCUGCUCGUCACGGACGCCGCCGACUCUUUGUUCUCGCGCGCCAUCCUCCAGUCGGCGCCGCUCGACUACCCCGACCAGAGCUACGCGACCGCCGCCGAGCUCAGCAAGUACAUCUACAAGAGCCUCAACUGCCCCGACCGCCGCGUUUGGCCCUGCAUCCGCCAGCAGUCGGUCGAGAAGAUGAUGGCCGUCCAGUCGGACGUUCAGCAACUCGCCAGCGUCGGCCAGUGGGCGUCCCGCUCGGACUUUGCCUUCGCCGAGCCGUUCCGCAUUAUCAUCGACGGCAGGAUCGUCACCAAGGACUUUCGCAAGGUCGUCGCGUCGGGUCAGCCGCUCAACGUCCCUUCUCGCCCCGUCAUCUCGUCGACGGUCAAGGACGAGGGCUGCAACGGCGUUCAGAAGGUGCUCUCUCAGCCUCUGCCGGCCUCCUUCUGGCCGACCAACGCCCCGGGCAUCGUCGCUUCAUUCUUCACCAAUCGUGCGGGCGACAUCCUCGCCUCGGGCAAGUACGACCCAUCGAACAUCCCUGACGACGCCGACGCGUUCCGCAACGAGUUCAUCCAGCUCACGACCGACUUUACCUGGGUCUGCCCGACUCAGCAGACAGCUCUGAACUCGACUGCGGCAAGUGGCUACCGCGGUAACGUCUACCUGGCCGAGUUCGACGUCGGCAUCUCCAAGCACGCCGAGGGCGAGAACGACUACUGCGCCGGCGGCGUCGGGCACGAGGACGACAUCAAGCUCCUCUUCCGCAAGGACGUCAGUACCUCGGUCCAGGGCGCCGUCUCGUCCGACGUGCAGGCUCGUUGGGGCUCCUUCAUCCGCACGGGCAACCCGAACCGUGCGGCGGCGAGCCUUGGCCUUGUCAACUGGCCGCCAGUCGCAGCGUCGGCGGGCGACCUCAACGUCCUCGUGCUCGGCGCCGACGCCUCGACGGGCAAGUCGGCCGUCAAGAAGUCGCAGCGCGACGACAUCUGCAAGAUCGGCUCGGGGCUCUACUCGCCUCGUUGA
Rhodotorula graminis WP1 is the source of this 1677-nucleotide messenger RNA. RefSeq lists its product as uncharacterized. The record is from RefSeq and is a predicted model, not a curated record. The transcript is spliced from 8 exons. Lineage: Eukaryota; Fungi; Basidiomycota; Microbotryomycetes; Sporidiobolales; Sporidiobolaceae. The coding region runs from base 1 to 1677 and encodes 558 amino acids.